AUGCGAGUUUCCUAUUCAUCACUUUUCUUCUUUACACUAGUUAUCAUCCCUUCUGAAGUCAAUAUGGCUCCGUGUGCUAUUGGAGAUGACUGUGGAUGCAUCAAGCGUGGCUCUUUUGACAGUGCUCAUCUUGAAACCGCCUUUCCUCAAACAUAUGCUCAAUUCAAUUCAACUUACACAUUCACUCAUCCGGUUAUCACUUAUCCGGAUUGUGAGGCUAUCAUUUCCAACUGCACGGCACCUGCCGUUAUCACUGUUCUUUAUGAAAAUGGAACCCUUAUCGUCUCUCCAAAAGGCAUGAAAACCCCAAAUGUCCUUUCUGGAAUCUACUGUGGAGACGCAGAAUGGAGAAUGCAGGGAGUCGGAGGUUCAGUGGACUUCAAUAUUCGCUCUGUUAAUGUUUCUUGUGCUCUUAAAAGAUAA
Caenorhabditis briggsae is the source of this 423-nucleotide messenger RNA. RefSeq names its product Protein CBR-NHR-266 (gene Cbr-nhr-266). The transcript has 3 exons. NCBI's taxonomy places the organism in Eukaryota, Metazoa, Nematoda, Chromadorea, Rhabditida, Rhabditidae. Bases 1 to 423 code for a protein of 140 amino acids. The record is from RefSeq and is a predicted model, not a curated record.